AUGGGCGAGACUAUGCCGACCGUGGCUGGGGGCUCGCCAACUCUUUCCCAGCAAACAACCACAAAAAUAGUCACUCUCGAGCGAUCUCGACGAGGGAAAUACCGCGCGGUCGGCCAUGCAGCGCUCAAAAACAAUCUCCUCGCAGGGGUGGGCUAUCUCGAACUCGCCAACGCGGGCGACUUUGCGGCCAACGUCUGGAACGAGAUCCCCGUUCCUCGCCAUGCGAUGAUCCUGAUGGCCAUCGGUGGUCCUAUUGCUCUUUUUGUCUCUCUGGUCGCCGUUCGCGACUUUUGUCUCAGCUGGAAAAACGUCUCCCUGCUCUACGCCGAACGGCAGGCGCUGCUUUCCCUUCCCAGCACAGACGGCAAGACUUCUGCCGCACUGGGAGUCAACACGCGCGAGCUCGGCACAGAAUCCAUUGAUCGCAUGUUUAUGGAUCUUCUCAUGGGCUUCGGCGCCCUGCUGGUCGGAACGGGCACUAUCAUGGCCAUUUGGGGCGCUGACCACCGCGUCUUCUUAGCCAGCAAUCUCCUCUCUGGCUUCGUUGGGAACGGAUUCGCAGCAGUGUUUGGACUGGUUAAUGCAUGCUGGUCUGGGUAUCUGGUCUACCGGUUCCAGGUUCGAUAUUCAGCCUGUCGGUCUGAUCCGGCCGUCGAGACGGUGCGACCGAAGCUACGACAGCGGGUCAGGAAAUUCCAGUGGCACGCAGGGACCAACGGCGUCAAUGGAGUCGUUGCAGGAAUGGCAGCGAUGGUGACGGCCAAGAUGUGGUGGGGAUACGUUGUCCUCAUCCCGACUAUUGUGGCCAUGAUUGCAGGCAAUCUCUACUGGAAGGCAAAGCUGGGGUACGACCGACCGAUCAUGAUCGAUCCUGAUCUUACAAGCAUCGAAGAGAAAGACGGAGUCGAAGACGAUGCAGUGGGCGAUGCCCUGGACUGUCUGGCCUCGAUCGAAGCAGCACAGUCCCGACUUCCCGAUCUUGCAGAGACGGGUUCUCUAGGGAUAAUCCUGGCAUUUCUCGAACAGAAGCAGAUGCUCGAGUAUUUCCUUGUCUGGAUCGCCCGGAAGUGGCCAGACCAUCGCUUCUUUGCCCCGUUAGAGACCAUCAGCCUCUCGCGCGACGACUUGGAGAAUGGGACAGAGGACGAGAUCGCCCGAAUGGAACAAGAAUGUCGACAGUUCCUGCGCGAGCAGGCGAGACCGCUGUUGGAGCACCGAGAGCGAUAUCUGCUGGAGUUGGUGGGCGAGGCUGUGUGGAAUCAAAGAGUAUAG
Molecule: messenger RNA, 1272 nt
Organism: Aspergillus puulaauensis
Lineage: Eukaryota; Fungi; Ascomycota; Eurotiomycetes; Eurotiales; Aspergillaceae
Exons: 1
Coding region: 1-1272 (423 amino acids)
Source: RefSeq, a predicted model, not a curated record